UCUUCCAAACAUCACUUAGUGGAAUUGCGUAUAAAUUGUAAAGCGAUCAUCUUUAUUCAAACCCAAAACUUCCGAAAAAAAAUUUAUAACUCAUUUCAACACUUCCCCCACCCCCUCCCUGUUUCUUCAUUUCUUCUCUUUUAAAUCUCUCACUAUUUCCCACUCAAUGAUCUUUUCAAUCUUCCCCAUUUAUAUACUUCUCUUCUUCUUCCUAAAAUUCUCAAAUUCCCACUUCAAGAUCUCCCUGUUUCUUUAGUUUUUUGCUUUUUGGUGUUUUUCGCUAUGGCUCUCUGUUACUACUUCUUCCUUCUUCACUUUCUGGUUUCUCUUGCCUUUGGGACUGAUCAAUCUCUGUUUUUCUCUUUGAUGCAAAAGGGCGUUGUUGGGAAUUCUCUGCCUUCCGAUUGGACUGGAAAUUCCUUCUGUAAUUUCACCGGUAUUACUUGUAAUGAAAAGGGGUUGGUGGUGGGGGUUGAUCUUUCAGGCAGGGCGGUUUCUGGGAGGUUUCCGGCGGAUGUUUGUUCUUAUUUACCGGAGUUGAGAGUGCUGCGGCUUGGACGGAGUGGGUUACGUGGAACGUUUCCAGGUGGGGUAACGAACUGCUCUGUUUUGGAAGAAUUGGAUAUGAGUUCUCUGUCUCUGAUGGGGACGUUACCGGAUUUCUCGUCGUUGAAAACCUUGAGGAUACUCGACCUGUCGUACAAUAACUUCACCGGUGACUUUCCAUUGUCAGUUUUCAGUUUGACGAAUCUCGAGAGUUUGAAUUUCAACGAGGACAACAAUUUCAAAACGUGGCAGUUGCCGGAGAAUGUGUCUGGGUUGACGAAGUUGAAAUCGAUGGUGUUAACGACUUGUAUGUUGGAGGGGAGAAUUCCGGCGACGAUUGGGAAUAUGACGGCGCUUGUUGACCUUGAACUAAGUGGGAAUUUCCUCACCGGAAAAAUCCCAAAGGAAAUCGGGAAUUUGAAGAAUUUGAGAGCGUUGGAGCUUUAUUACAAUUCAUUAGUCGGUGAAAUUCCAGAAGAACUUGGGAACUUAACAGAGCUCGUGGACUUGGACAUGUCAGUCAACAAGUUGACCGGAAAAUUACCAGAAUCCAUUUGUCGUCUUCCGAAACUUGAAGUUCUUCAGCUUUACAACAAUUCAUUAACAGGAGAGAUUCCAAUUUCAAUUUCAAAUUCAACGACACUCACUAUGUUAUCACUUUACGACAACUACAUGACGGGACAAGUUCCAAGUAAUUUGGGUCAAUUCUCACCUAUGGUGGUUCUCGACUUAUCGGAGAAUUAUUUCUCGGGUCCAUUACCGACAGAUGUCUGUGGACAAGGUAAACUAAUGUAUUUCCUUGUAUUGGAGAAUAAAUUUUCCGGUCAAAUCCCACCGUCGUACGGUACAUGUCAAUCCCUUUUACGGUUUCGUGUCAGUUCGAAUAAUUUAGAAGGUCCGGUGCCGGUGGGACUUUUGGGUCUUCCUCAUGUUUCGAUUAUUGAUUUUGGUAACAAUAAUUUAAGCGGUGAAAUUCCCAAUUCUUUUGUUAAAGCCAGGAAUCUUUCUGAAUUGUUUAUGCAGAGUAAUAAAAUUUCCGGCGUGUUACCGCCGGAGAUUUCAAAAGCUACCAAUUUAGUUAAGAUCGAUCUUAGCAACAAUCUCUUAUCUGGUCCAAUUCCUUCAGAAAUUGGGAAUCUCAGAAAGCUUAAUCUGUUGCUUUUACAAGGAAAUCAUUUGAAUUCUUCAAUACCCACUUCACUUUCCGAUCUUAAAUCUUUGAAUGUUCUUGAUUUGUCUGAUAAUCGAUUAACCGGCAACAUACCGGAAAGUCUCUGUGAAUUGUUACCAAAUUCAAUCAAUUUCUCAAACAAUCAACUCUCCGGUCCAAUUCCUCUGUCUUUAAUCAAAGGUGGAUUAGUUGAAAGCUUUUCCGGCAACCCAGGAUUAUGCGUUUCAGUUUACUUGGAUGCAUCCGAUCAGAAAUUCCCAAUUUGUUCUCAAAACAACAACAAAAAACGAUUGAACUCCAUUUGGGCAAUUGGAAUAUCGGCUUUUAUAAUCUUGAUCGGAGCUGCUCUGUAUUUACGACGACGUUUGAGCAGAGAAAAAUCCGUAAUGGAACAAGACGAAACAUUAUCAUCUUCGUUCUUCUCAUACGAUGUGAAAAGCUUCCACCGAAUCAGCUUCGACCCAAGAGAGAUAAUCGAAUCAAUGGUGGAUAAGAACAUCGUGGGGCAUGGUGGCUCCGGUACGGUGUACAAAAUUGAACUAAGCAGUGGAGAAAUGGUAGCCGUUAAAAGACUAUGGAGUCGAAAGGGGAAAGACACGUCUUCGGAUCAAGAACAGUUGUAUUUGGAUAAAGAAUUGAAAACAGAAGUUGAAACAUUGGGAAGUAUAAGGCACAAAAACAUAGUGAAAUUAUAUUGCUAUUUCUCAAGUUUGGAUUGCAGUCUUUUGGUUUAUGAGUAUAUGCCAAAUGGGAAUUUAUGGGAUGCUUUACAUAAGGGUUGGAUUCAUUUGGAUUGGCCAACUAGACAUCAAAUUGCUUUAGGCAUAGCUCAAGGAUUGGCUUAUCUUCAUCAUGAUUUGUUGCCUUCUAUCAUUCACAGAGACAUUAAAACAACUAAUAUUCUGUUGGAUGUUAAUUAUCAUCCUAAGGUUGCAGAUUUUGGCAUUGCUAAGGUUUUGCAAGCUAGAACUGGCAAGGAUUCCACCACCACCGUCAUUGCCGGAACUUAUGGCUAUCUCGCUCCGGAGUAUGCAUAUUCAUCGAAGGCUACAACAAAGUGUGACGUGUAUAGCUUUGGGAUCGUGUUGAUGGAGUUGAUAACGGGGAAGAAGCCGGUGGAGGCGGAGUUUGGAGAGAACAAGAACAUCAUAUAUUGGGUAUCAAACAAAGUAGACACAAAGGAAGGAGCAAUGGAAGUGUUAGACAAAAGGGUUUCAUGUUCAUUCAAAGAUGAGAUGAUUGAAGUUCUAAGGAUUGCAAUUCGUUGUACAUACAAGAAUCCAGCCCUUAGACCCACCAUGAAAGAAGUGGUUCAACUAUUGAUUGAAGCUGACCCUUGCAAAUUCGAUUCCCAUAACAAAUCCUCCAAACACACCACCACCAAAAUCAACAACCCAUUUGACCUAUGAGAGAUCUACACCCUCCUUUUUCCUUAACCAAACCCUACUAAUUAAUCUUCAACUCAAUGCUAUAUACCAUCUUUAUAUUUAUACAUACAUAUAUAUAUAUAUGCCCCAAACUCGUGUAGAUAUUCUAUGUCUUAUGUUUGCUAUCACUUUUAAGUUCAUUUAAUAUGACUGUUAUCAAUAUUAUUCUUAA
Molecule: messenger RNA, 3316 nt
Organism: Cucumis sativus (cucumber)
Lineage: Eukaryota; Viridiplantae; Streptophyta; Magnoliopsida; Cucurbitales; Cucurbitaceae
Product: receptor protein-tyrosine kinase CEPR1
Exons: 2
Coding region: 283-3126 (947 amino acids)
Biological process (GO): protein phosphorylation
Molecular function (GO): protein binding; protein kinase activity; ATP binding
Source: RefSeq, a predicted model, not a curated record